ACGCCGCGCCCCCUGCGUGUUGACGUCGCGUCAGUUUGGAUUCUUUGGCGGGUGCGAAGCUAACCGGCUAAGUGCUAGCUAAAGGUGGAGGUGGCGCGUGGAAGAAGUAAGUUUGUUCGUUAUAUGUUAUUUAUUAUUAUUACUGACGCAGCUAGCACGAGCUACGGUAGCUAUUAGCAUUGCAGCGAUGCUUUCCAGCUGCUAACCGGCCGCUGUUAGCAGCUGUUUAGCCACACAGCAGUGUAGCACAUAUGAUGCUAAUGUUAGCUAGCUAAAAGUAGGGGACAGUUGAAACACAUCCACCAUUUUAUUUAUUUUGUAUUAAUUAGCAUUAAGAGGACAAAGUGUGACGUUACCCCUCAACAGGAGACAACAUGUCGGUGUCUUUCUCUUGUUGCAGAAGACAAUAACAACACGUUAUCUGUGCGACAUGUCAGUUAAUGCAAGGCACGAGCUAACUCCUAUUAGAAGCAGCAGAAAACUGGUAACUCUCCAACACAAUCAACCAUUUAUGUGUUAUGCUCCAUGAUUCUCUCAUGAUGCUGUGUGUAAGGAAACAGUAAUACUGGUUUAACAGUCCUCAUAAGACAGUUAAUGUUGCUGGAGCAAACAAAGAAGUGAAGAGGAGGAAGAAAAAGGCUUCAAAGAGCUUAUAGUUGUCUUUGCCCGUCCUUCUCUUACUGUUUACUGUUUCACCUCAUUCUCAAUAACUCUCAUUGUGCUGCCGUGUGACUGACUAGCACAAUAACAAGGGGGACACAGGGUGCAGAGCCACCAUGUUAAACGGGGGUCACUUUGUGGAGGCGCUGGGCCAUCUCGGUUAUCCCGAUGCAUCAUCGCUGAAGGCCUCAGAGUUCGACUGGCUGUUCGACUGUGCUCCGGAGAACCUUCACUUCUUGCGCUUUGUCUGUCGGUCCCUCAACCGCAACAAUGUCCUCACCAUGGAGGAGGCGCGGGCUUUUCAGGAACUGCGGAAGUCCGGCAAACCGAUUCUGGAUGAAACAGCUUUGGGAGAGGUCCUAAAAACCAUUGGCCCUUCAGAUGGGAGCAGUGGGCCUUCGUCUUCAUCCUCUGGGUUUGCAGCGGAGGGCGAUUUGGCCGUAGAGGACCUUGAGGCCGAGCUCCAAGCGCUGCGUAAAGAGAGAGAGCUGAAGCAGCGACGCUUUAACAAGUUACAGGUUGUGGCCACCUCUCGUGCAGAUGUUGACCUGCGACUCGCUGCAGAGCUGGAGAGAGCUGCGUGUAAGCUUAAGGAGGCCAGUACUUCUAUCGGAGGUGAGAAUGCUGACACCAACACUCUGUUACAAAACCUAACGGAUGAGGUGAGGAAACUUGCUUCAUAUGUCCCUGCUCAGCCAGAACCUGUGGCCCCAUCACACACCUCAAUCUCCAAAAGGCCCCCAGUCCUCCUUUCUCAGUUGUCCUUGGAUCCUUAUCUGCACCAGGAGGAGCUCAACACCAAAACAUUAGCUGCCUUCACCCAGAAGCAUUUCUUCCAGGGCAUCUCUGACAUUGUUGAGACUUCUUGCUCUGAGCGCUUCCAGGUCCUCGACCUCAGUUCUUGUGAAGAUGGAGAGGAGGACAAGAAGGAGAACACGAGGGAUGAGAAUGAGGGAAAAGAGAAGGAGGCACGGGUGGUGGAGCGUAGGAGGACGGAGAUGGCCAGACUUCAAUGGUCUCAUAUUGUGACCCAACAUCAACUGAUGCAGGCAAUGGCAGAGGAGAAGAGUGUCGAGGCUGGACUGGAUUGGCUGUCAGAGCAGUCAGCUCAUACUAAGAGCAUUUCCACCUCCUCCUCGCUACAUGUGCGUGAAGUCGUGUCCAGGAAGGAGCUGCAGGCUGUGGAGGCCGAGCUGGAGGCUCUGCUUCAUGGACCAGUACCCGCUGCACUCAGGGAGUCAGCCAGGCUAAUUAAUGUGCCUGUAGUGAGGGGAGACCUGGCUCUGCAGCUGGCCAGGCAGGACUACUAUACCUCCAGACAGGAUCAGGUUCGUGACUACCUUCUCCGUCAGAAGGCGUCCUUUGACCUGGUCCUGCUGGCUCAGCAGAUGGAGAAGAGGAGGUGGAGGAUGUGUCUGAAGCACCUGGGAGAAGUAAACAGCAGAAUGGUAGAGGAAGGUGAAACAGCAACUCUCAGGAUUGAGUCCCUGGCACGUCCUGACCUGGCCAUCAACCCCAGGAAGAACCCGAUCAUCAGCUGCAGGGAUGCAGCCUUCAGCAGACUGCUCCAGAUCCUCAACCACGAUUCAGAUCAUGGCCGAUCGGAGCCUUUUCGAACCUAUGAAGCAUUGGACCAGGCCGCUCAUGACCUGGCAGGAAACCUCCAGGUGACCCGAGACGCCUUAGCUGGUGCUGGCCAUGAACAGCACUACACCACUGCCCGUCUUAACGGUGACAGUGAGGCGCUUCACAGGGCCAUGUACACAGAGCUUCAGCAGCUGGUCCUGGGGCCGCAGGUAUGUCCAACGGCCAUCACAGGUCAGGAGCUGCUCUGCCCCAAUGCACAGGAGCUGACAUCCAAGCUUGUGGAAGCAGAGUCACAGCUGCAGAGUUUGCAGAACUUAAUGCAAGAAAUCAUGGGGGAGGUCAAAGCCAAACGUUCUCAGCUGGAGCGCAAUGCCCUCCUGAGGCGGGAGAGACAAUUAUACAUCUACUUUCACUUGGAUGCCCGACUGCUGCAGAAAAUAGUGGAAGAUCUGGAGGGCAAGAUGCCUGCGAAGAGGGGACAGCGAUAGUCAAACGAACAAGAAUGGCUGAGGAGAUUUCUUAUAGUCAACUCAAACUCUGGAGUUUUCGUGCAACAGGAGGUGAACUGUGUAAUUAAAGCUUGAAGAGAUGCUGGUUGGAGAAGCACACCGUGUGCCUUCAGUGGAGGUUUACUUAUUAAGCCCUCGCUCUGUGUGAAACUUACUCUGAACGUUCUCUCAGUUUGUCUGGGAGACGGAGAUCGAUCCCUGAAGUCCUCACUUGACUCUUCUUUGCUCAACUUGGGGAAAAGUUUGGUUUUAUAAGAACGUUGUUGCUUAUACCACGACUGGGAUUCUGUAUGUCAUGUCAAAACAAAGAAUUUUCCGUUAACUAAUCCCAGAAAAAUGUUGGAAUUCAUUGUCUCUUUGUUUUAAGCCGUGUGAUGAAUAAAGUAAAAUGUUAAUCUUAA
This is a messenger RNA of Hippoglossus stenolepis (Pacific halibut), 3157 nucleotides long. It is a transcript of the gene haus3, whose product is annotated as HAUS augmin-like complex, subunit 3. Lineage: Eukaryota; Metazoa; Chordata; Actinopteri; Pleuronectiformes; Pleuronectidae. Gene Ontology annotation, biological process: spindle assembly; centrosome cycle. The record is from RefSeq and is a predicted model, not a curated record. Gene Ontology annotation, cellular component: centrosome; mitotic spindle; HAUS complex. The coding region runs from base 777 to 2735 and encodes 652 amino acids. The transcript has 5 exons.